Molecule: messenger RNA, 702 nt
Organism: Apiotrichum porosum
Lineage: Eukaryota; Fungi; Basidiomycota; Tremellomycetes; Trichosporonales; Trichosporonaceae
Exons: 4
Coding region: 1-702 (233 amino acids)
Biological process (GO): translation
Cellular component (GO): cytosolic large ribosomal subunit; ribosome
Molecular function (GO): structural constituent of ribosome
Source: RefSeq, a predicted model, not a curated record
AUGCAUUGCUUCAACGGGGAACUACGAAAGAUUGAGUACCAGUCGCCAGCCAGUCGCCUAUGCAGGUGCUCGGUGUCCAAGUGCCACAUCGGCGUUUCUGAUAUUCCGACUGUCGGCGUUUCCGGGUUGGACUCGGGUGAUGGUCAAACUGGCCGCGAAAUCGAGGUGGCUCAAAAAUUGGUUCCGCUAGGCAGGACGGCCCCGCCUGGGUGUGCACCCACCCGCCGCUGGCAGGCGGCACACAUCUUCACACUUCUUGACCUCGUCGACCUCCUAACCCUCAAAACACAUCGUCAAAAUAUCUACAAGCCCGGAAAGGUCGCUGUCGUCCUCAACGGCCGCCAGGCGGGCAAGAAGGUAGUCGUCAUCCAGCAGCGUGACGAGGGCACCAAGGAGCGUCCUUACCCCCACGCCAUCGUUGCCGGCAUUGAGCGUUACCCCCUGAAGGUCACCAAGUCGAUGGGCAAGAAGAAGGUUGCCAAGCGCAGCAAGGUCAAGCCUUUCAUCAAGGUUGUCAACUACUCGCACCUCCUCCCCACCCGUUACGUCCUCGAGCUCGAGUCGCUCAAGGGUGCCGUCACCAACGACACCUUCAAGGAGCCCACCCAGCGUGUCGAGUCCAAGAAGGCCAUCAAGAAGGCCUUCGAGGAGCGCUACGCCAAGGGCGCCAACCGCUGGUUCUUCUCCAAGCUCCGCUUCUAA